AUGGCGUUUUCGUUCAUUCGCCAGAACCGAUUCGCUCGGCACUUUACCCCUCGUCUGGCCCUUUCUGUGGCUCUAAUCGCCUUGUCUACCUUCAACUAUGGCUUUGACAACCAAGGUAUUGCGACGAGCCAAGCAAUGCUUGCGUAUAAGAAGCAAUUCGGAGACUACAACCCAAAGACCAAUACAUAUGCUGUCCCAACAUACUACCUGUCUCUGUUGAAUAGCCUCAACUUUAUAGGAUUUGCCGUUGGUCUUUACGUUGGCAGCAACAUCAGUGCUAAAUAUGGCCGUAGAAUGGCCAUGUUCUGCAUGUCCCUCUGGGCAAUCAUGUCUGCGACUGUCCUCAUCUCCGCUACGACAAGGGGGCAGGUACUCGCCGGCCGUAUCCUCAAUUAUACAUAUAUAGGAAUGGAACUAGCUACAUGUCCCCCAUUCCAAGCCGAGAUUGUCCCAGCUCCAAUCAGAGGAUUCGCUGUUGGAACAUAUCAAACUAGUCUAUUACUCGGUGGCGUAAUCAUCAACAGUGUCUGCCGCGGCACAAGUGAGCUUACGUCCAAUGCGGCAUGGAGAAUCCCAAUGGGUCUAUUUUACAUCGUGCCCAUCACGGUGGCAUCAUGCGUCUGGUUUAUUCCAGAGUCUCCCAGAUGGCUACUCCUGCAAGAUAGAGAGGAAGAUGCGCUUCGGUCUCUCCAAACGCUUCGCGGCUCCGAUCCAUCAUACAAUGCUCUUGAAGACCUCGAAGUCCUGCGGCUGUCUCUGAUCGACGAACAUAAUCAAGGACGGUAUUCGGAUCUUUUCCGUGGCACCAAUCGGAGGCGUACUCUUGUCGCUAUGGGCAUGAACUUUUUCAUCCAAGCCACAGGAUCGCCAUUCACUGCUGCGUACGGAACACUCUUCGUACAGUCUGUUGGCUCAAUUAAUCCAUUCAACUAUUCCAUCAUGAGCUCAUCCAUCAAUUUCUUCUCCUGUCUUGUUGGGAUUUCCAUCACGGAUAGAAUUGGCCGUCGCCCAAUCUUAAUGACCGGCUCCGUUCUCCAAAUCAUCUGGCUAUUUACUAUGGGGGGCAUUGGAACAGCUGCAAAUCCUUCUCUUGCGCAAAAGAAAGUCAUCGUUGGCGCCACGGCAUUGUCGUCAGCCAGUCUGACCUUUAGUUGGGACCCUUUGAACUACAUUGUCACAACAGAGCUUCCAGCAUCAAGACUCCGUGAUAAGACCCAAAGAGUUGCCUCUAUGGUUAAUAUUGUAACUAACUUUCUCUUUUCCUUCUUCACUCCAUACUUACUCAACGCCCCGUAUGCGAAUUUGCAGUCCAAAGUAGGAUUCAUAUUCGGGGGGCUGGCUAUAUGCUCGUUCCUAUUUGCAUACUUCUGUGUUCCUGAGAUGAAGGGGAGGAGCUUGGAGGAUAUUAACGAAAUGUUUGACAAAGAAGUACCAACGAGACAGUUUAGGAAUUACGUGUUGGAGCACAGGGUAGAAGGCAAACCAGAAAUCAUUGAGAUGGAGAAGGUCAAGGUCAAAAUGGACAAACCUGCAAAUAUCCAUAUGCCAUAG
Molecule: messenger RNA, 1551 nt
Organism: Trichoderma atroviride IMI 206040
Lineage: Eukaryota; Fungi; Ascomycota; Sordariomycetes; Hypocreales; Hypocreaceae
Biological process (GO): carbohydrate transport; transmembrane transport
Cellular component (GO): membrane
Molecular function (GO): carbohydrate:proton symporter activity
Source: RefSeq, a predicted model, not a curated record